Messenger RNA from Hypoxylon trugodes, 2296 nucleotides. Its product is annotated as major facilitator superfamily domain-containing protein. Gene Ontology annotation, cellular component: membrane. Gene Ontology annotation, molecular function: transmembrane transporter activity. NCBI's taxonomy places the organism in Eukaryota, Fungi, Ascomycota, Sordariomycetes, Xylariales, Hypoxylaceae. The record is from RefSeq and is a predicted model, not a curated record. Gene Ontology annotation, biological process: transmembrane transport. Bases 199 to 1767 code for a protein of 522 amino acids. The transcript has 9 exons.
GUUAUCUCGCCGAGGACCAUGCUAGGUAAUCAUAUACAAUACCCAACUAACUCUGAACUUGGGAUGAUAAAUGAAAUCAUAAUAGUUAAAAUAUUUCCGCUCCGCUCAAUCCUUCAAAUAGCAAACUUCGUCCUACACUUACCAUACCGCGACGAUUGAGAGUCAACUUCCUCAAGACAGAUAAUAACGUCGUCUAGCAUGUCGAGCGACAAGGCGGAGGCCGAGAGGGCUAUCUCUAACGAUGACACUGCCAUCGGCAAAGAUGAAGAGGUUGCGAUUGCCGCCCACGGCGAACCGAACGUCGCGGACCUAGCGCAAGCCAACAUGAGAGGAUUGCGCGCUCCCGAAAUUAUCGCGAGACUGUCGCUCGAACAGCGCCUCGAGCUCGAGAAGAGAUUAAGGCGGAAGAUUGAUUUGAGAUUGCUGCCAGUACUCAUUCUUAUGUAUAUUCUGAAUUAUAUCGAUCGGAACAAUAUCGCGGCAGCAAAAUUGGCGGGUCUACCCGAAGACUUGAACUUGGAUCCGAAUGCGAGCGAGUUCCAGACUGCCGUUAGCAUUUUAUUCGUCGGAUAUCUUCUCAUGCAGGUACCCUCGAACCUGUUCCUAAACAAGAUCGGAAAACCGGCUAUCUACCUUCCAGCAUGUAUGAUGAUAUGGGGCGUCAUAUCCGCAGCCACGGCUGGAGUUAAGAAUUUUGGUGGUCUUAUUGCCGUUCGUUUUUGGCUGGGUUUUGUUGAAGCCGCCUACUUCCCUGGAUGUCUCUACUACUUAAGUUGCUGGUAUACCCGAAAGGAACUCGGCUUGCGAACGGCAAUGCUCUACUCAGGCGCGCUGAUUUCCGGUGCCUUCUCCGGUCUAAUUUCCGCAGGAAUCACACAGAACAUGAACGGCACGAGAGGACUAGGUGCUUGGCAAUGGCUAUUUAUUAUUGAAGGUGUCAUUACCGUCGGGGUCUCAUUCUUGGCCUUCUUCAUACUUCCUAACUUCCCUCGAACGACCUCGUGGCUUACCGAAGAAGAGAAAGCUCUUGCUGUCUGGCGACUGGAAGAGGAUAUCGGUGAGGACGAUUGGAUCGACAGCGAGCACCAGUCCUUAUGGAGCGGUGCUAGCUUGGCUUUCGCGGAUUUAAAGACUUGGGUUCUAUUGGUACUACUCCUUGGUAUCGUAUCGGCUGGUUCAGUCACAAAUUUCUUCCCGGCCGUGGUCAAGACCCUGGGUUACGGUAACGUAUACACGUUGCUUUUGACUUGCCCUCCUUAUGUGCUUACCGUCAUUACUACUUUCAUAAAUGCGUGGCAUGCGGAUCGAACCGGUGAACGGUAUUGGCAUAUUACGCUAUCGCUCGUUGUUGCGUUAGUGGCAUUCAUCCUGGCAGCUACAACUACGAGUAUUGCACCCCGGUAUGUCGCGAUGAUGCUUAUGGUCCCUGGAAUUUACUGCGCAUUUGUGGUGGCUCUCGCCUGGAUCAGCAACACCCUACCCCGCCCGCCCGCUAAACGCGCCGCAGCUCUGGCCUUCAUCAACGCCGUAUCUAACGCUACGAGUAUCUACGCAUCGUAUAUGUACGAGGACUGGAUGGCGCCGCGAUACAUCAUCGCCAUGUGCGUUAACUGCGGCACAAUUGUACUCUCCAUCAUUGCUGCUACGGUCCUGCGAAUUAUGCUCGUCCGACUCAACAAGAAACUAGAUCAGGGCAUUUUCGUCGAGGGCGCUAUCAAUGCUCUUCCCGGAGAUGCCGCCCAUCAUGGAUUCAGAUUUAAGGUCUAGUGAAUUAUACAACGCCGGCACGGAUGGUAUGGACGAAAACAUGAAAAAGGGGAAGUGGGACCAUUGGUCUUUCUUUUGGAUACCUUAUACCAACAUGUUAUUUACACUAUGCGGUAUCAAUUCAUAUUUCGGAAGUAUGAAUACUUACCUAAGUAUACUUAGGCUCAUUUGCUUUCACUAUAGAAGCAGGAUAAAUAUUUGAUAUCCCUAUAAUGACGGGCGCCGCUAAUCUUCGAUGGUCUCAUUGAAAUGGGCCAUCUAACAUUGCCCCUAGUGAAAUACGAAACGCGAAAUACUCGAGAAACUCGAGAGAAUGCGCCUAAUGGACUUUAAACACCUGGCAGGCAAAUAGCCGUGACAACGACGUUAGUGAAAUGACUUAAGAACGAGCAAAAAUUCGUCAGGUUCUUUGGGUUUGUUGGGAUAAGGAAUUCACUUCACAAUUGUCAACGAGGCCUGUCAUUACAAGAAAAUAUAGCAAUUAAUGCUUAAUGAGCUAUUGAUAUGAUAUUAGCGAAUUCCUCCCGAG